CUCUUCACUCUCCUCUCUCCUCACCUCCUCCCAUAUGUACUUGUACCACGUUUUCUCUCCCUCCCUCCUCCCUCCCCUACCCUCCAGGUGAAAGGUGUGAUGGUUCAGAACAUUGAAAAGGUGACUCAGAGAGGAGAGAAACUGGAGGACCUCGGAGAGAGGGCAGACUACCUGAACCAGAACGCUGACAUGUUCCAGCGUACGGCCACUCGUCUCAAACGCAAGUUGUGGUGGCAGAACGUGAAGCUGUGGAUCAUCCUCAUCACCAUUAUCUUGGUUAUCCUGAUUGUCAUCAUCAUCAUUAUUGUAAUUGCCGUGGAGACCAACAAAGACAAAUAAACAAACUCCAUCUAUAAUGUACCUUCUAAGAACUGUAUAGUAAUCGACUACAUUCAAACUAUAAUUGUUUUACGUACGAUUUAUGUGUAACUGGUGUUUGUAUUGUCAAUAAUGGCGUAUAUACUCACAUGCAUUUGUAAUUUGCUGUCUUCUUGUGUUGUAUUGAUUGUUGUAAAGUGUCACAAUAAUUUUGAAUGAAAUGAUGAACUUUUGUUACAAAGCUGUGACGAUACGAAUGUACAUGUUGUUUAGGAUAAUGUUGUUUGUUGUCACACCAUCAUAAGUCCCUCCUCAAAUUCCUCCUUUUAUUCCCCGCUAACCUCCUCCCUCCCACACCCUGUGUACUGUACACUCCCAUCCCUUUACUCCUCUUCCUCCCGCCCACUUUCUCCAUUUC
This is a messenger RNA of Geodia barretti, 736 nucleotides long. The record is from the annotation of a GenBank genome assembly. NCBI's taxonomy places the organism in Eukaryota, Metazoa, Porifera, Demospongiae, Tetractinellida, Geodiidae.